AUUUGCAAAGCCGAUUCCUCUCAUCGACAUAACAGCAGAGCCAUUGGGCCGCCCGGCGCCGCGCAAGAAAGUGAGUAGGAUAUGGGGAAGAAGGGGAAGAAGCCCGGGAGAGGGAAGGAGAAGACGGAGAGGAAGACCGCCAAGUCCGAGGGGAAGAGAAUCCGAAGGGAGAGCAAGAAGGUCUCGGAAGAGGACGACAUUGAUGCUAUCCUUAGGAAUAUUCAGAAGGAGGAGGCCAAGAAGAAGGAGGUUCAUGUGGAGGAGAAUGUCCCUGCCCCUUCCCCUCGAUCCAAUUGCACGUUGUCCAUAAAUCCAGUAAAGGAGACGGAGUUGAUUCUAUAUGGUGGAGAAUUCUACAAUGGGAACAAGACUUUUGUUUAUGGUGAUCUAUAUCGCUAUGAUGUAGAGAAAAAUGAGUGGAAAUUAAUAUCAAGCCCAAACAGCCCCCCUCCUCGUAGUGCUCAUCAGGCAAUUGCUUGGAAAAAUAAUAUUUAUAUAUUUGGUGGUGAGUUCACCUCUCCGAAUCAAGAACGGUUCCAUCAUUACAAGGAUUUUUGGAUGUUGGAUUUGAAAACAAAUCAGUGGGAACAACUACUUUUAAAAGGUUGUCCGACUGCAAGAUCAGGCCAUAGAAUGGUAAUUUACAAGCAUAAAAUAAUCAUUUUUGGUGGUUUUUAUGACACAUUAAGAGAAGUAAGGUAUUAUAAUGACUUGCACGUGUUUGAUCUAGACCAAUUUAAAUGGCAAGAAAUAAAACCGAGACCUGGAUGUUUAUGGCCGAGCCCUAGGAGCGGUUUCCAGCUUUUUGUAUACCAAGAUGAGAUAUUUCUUUAUGGAGGUUAUUCCAAAGAAGUUUCACCUGAUAAAACUGGCUCAGAGAAAGGGAUUGUUCAUUCAGAUUUGUGGGCUCUUGAUCCCCGAACCUGGGAAUGGUGCAAGGUCAAGAAAGUUGGAAUUCCUCCUGGCCUUCGUGCUAGUUUUUCUAUGUGUAUUCAUAAAAAGAGGGCUGUAUUAUUUGGAGGAGUUGUUGAUAUGGAGGUUGAAGGUGAUGUGCUGAUGAGCUUAUUUAUGAACGAGUUAUAUGGCUUUCAGUUAGAUACUCGACGUUGGUAUCCUUUGGAGCUACGAAAGGAUAGGUCUACAAAAGAUAAGGGAAGCAAAAGAUUUGACGGAUCUAAAGGAAUAGCAGCUUCUAGCAGAGACAACCAACCGGAUUCACAGCUGAGUAUCACGUAUGAAGAGGAUGAGAAUAUCGAAGGCUUUGAAGGAGCUGUUAUGCAAUCUGGAAUUGAAGAGCUUUCUCAUCAAACGAAUAACAAUCUUUGCCUAGAUACUGCCUCCUCGAGCAAGAUAAAUGAUGUGAAAGUACAGGGAUUAGUUAGUGCUUCUGAUAUGCUAGCAGGCCUUUCAUCGGAAGUAGUCCGGCCUUGUGGGCGCAUUAAUUCAUGCAUGGUUGUGGGUAGGGAUACACUCUAUUUGUAUGGAGGGAUGAUGGAAGUCAAUGAUAGAGAAAUUACUCUUGAUGACUUAUAUUCACUUAAUCUCAGUAAAUUGGAUGAGUGGAAGUGCAUAAUUCCGGCUUCUGAAUCUGAAUGGCUAGAAAUUUCUGAGGAUGAGGAUGAAGAAGAUACUGAAGAUGAAGAAAGCAACAGUGGAAGUGGUGCUGAUGAGACAGAUGAUGACGAAGAAGAUGAAGACACGGAGGCUAUAGAUCUGGGAAAUGCGGUUUCCAUUAUAAGGGGUGAGAAAAAGAAUAUUCGCAGGAAAGAGAAACGUGCUAGGAUCGAACAGAUUCGAAUUAGCCUUGGCCUUGCAGAUUCACAAAGGACUCCGAAGCCUGGAGAAUCUCUGAAGGAUUUUUACAAAAGAACGAACACAUAUUGGCAAAUGGCUGCUUAUGAGCACACCCAACAUACGGGAAAGGAGCUCCGCAAAGAUGGCUUUGAUCUUGCUGAGUCACGAUUCAAAGAGCUUAAGCCUAUACUCGAUGAGCUGGCUAUACUGGAGGCUGAGCAGAAAGCAGAAGAGGAAGAAAAUGCAGAAACCAGUUCGAGAACAAGGGGUAAUAAGCAGAAUAAACAGCGAAAUCCACAGAGAUAAAAAUGGAAAUG
Molecule: messenger RNA, 2111 nt
Organism: Dendrobium catenatum
Lineage: Eukaryota; Viridiplantae; Streptophyta; Magnoliopsida; Asparagales; Orchidaceae
Product: kelch domain-containing protein 4
Exons: 20
Coding region: 82-2100 (672 amino acids)
Molecular function (GO): protein binding
Source: RefSeq, a predicted model, not a curated record